AUGGCGGCGAACGACAUCCCAAGAGACCCGACCGAUGAAGAGGCCCUUGCGCUCUUCAAGGCCAUAGAGGAGAAGUUCCCGGCGAAGACGGUAGGAAAGGAUAAGUGGUAUGUUCUUACAUUCGCGACGAUAGUUGCUGGCGGCCAGCCCGGUUUCGCGCCCCUUUUGUACAAAGAACUCAUCAAGCGACCCGAGUAUCAGACGCCGGAACAGCGACAGGCGCUUAUGCGACGAAUCCGGGAGACACUGUUUAAGCUCGUGUGUAUCGCCGGGGUCUGUAAACCGCUUGAGGCUAUCUUCGACAUUGAUGCCAUCACCGCGCCGCAGGACAAAGACUACUCGUUCUCAAGAGAGGGAUGGCAGUGCGAUGAGGCGAACCGACAGCGCGGCUUCCAAUGGCAAGACCAGCUGUACAAGCACAACCAGGCAAGCAUAGACAAUGCGCUUUCUUCGCAGAAGGACUUCGACUGGGUCAGCAAGAACAUCAGCUAUGGUCUCUACCUCUCCGACCAUCGCAUCCUCGACGACGUCGAAACGGAGCUCGUCGUACUAGGCGGCAUAAUGAUACAGAAUCUUCCCCGCGAGACUGGCUGGCAUCUUCGUGGCACAAGGAGAAUUGGAGUGAGCAAGGAGGACGUCGAGACGAUACAACAAUGUGUAAGAUGCUAG
Trematosphaeria pertusa is the source of this 669-nucleotide messenger RNA. RefSeq lists its product as uncharacterized. The coding region runs from base 1 to 669 and encodes 222 amino acids. Lineage: Eukaryota; Fungi; Ascomycota; Dothideomycetes; Pleosporales; Trematosphaeriaceae. The transcript is spliced from 4 exons. The record is from RefSeq and is a predicted model, not a curated record.